Messenger RNA from Humulus lupulus (European hop), 1920 nucleotides. Its product is annotated as linamarin synthase 2-like. The coding region runs from base 254 to 1708 and encodes 484 amino acids. The record is from RefSeq and is a predicted model, not a curated record. Gene Ontology annotation, molecular function: UDP-glycosyltransferase activity. NCBI's taxonomy places the organism in Eukaryota, Viridiplantae, Streptophyta, Magnoliopsida, Rosales, Cannabaceae. The transcript is spliced from 2 exons.
UGAUCUCUUUGUCCAAAAUAUAGGAAAAGUCCACUGUGGAAUACUGUAAAGUUGUCUGACACGCUAGUACUAUGAAGUCCAGCCAUUUGUUUAAAAUAGUAUAAUAAUCCUUGAAGCUCCUAUAAAAAUAGGUACUGAAAUAUACCAAAAACCAAGCCAACUAAAGCUUUAGCUCCCAAAAGCUCUAGUAAACUCAAACUCAAACUCACUUGAUCCCCAUAUCUUCUUGUUUGCUUAUUAGUUUGGUCUAAAGAUGGGUUCAAUCAGCGAAAUGAUGAAGCCGCAUGCAGUGUGUGUUCCAUUUCCAGCACAAGGACAUGUUAACCCCAUGAUGCAACUAGCCAAGCUUCUACACUCAAGAGGCUUCCAUAUAACUUAUGUCAACACUGAGUUCAACCACAGGCGAUUAAUCAGAUCGAGAGGUCCGGACUCUGUGAAAGGCCUACCUGACUUUCAGUUUGAGACCAUACCAGAUGGUUUGCCACCAUCAGAUCGUGAUGCAACCCAAGAAGUUCCACCUUUAUGUGACGCAACUAGAAAGAACUGUUUAGGUCCAUUUAAAGAGCUUUUACAUAAGCUCAGAAGUUGUUCUGAAGUGCCUCCAGUCACUUGCAUCAUUACUGAUGGGAUCAUGACCUUUGGUAUAAAAGCUGCUAGGGAGUUUGGGAUUCCAGAGGUUGUUUUCUGGACUGCUUCUGCUUGUAGCUUCAUGGGGUACCUCCAAUACGAUGAACUUGUUAGAAGAGGCAUCGUUCCUUUCAAAGACGAAAGCUUCAUGCUAGAUGGUACUCUUGACACACCAAUAGACUGGAUUCCAGGCAUAAGAGAUGUAAGACUGAGGGACUUGCCAAGCUUCUUGAGAGUGACAUCAACCGACGACAUAAUGUUCGAUUUUCUCGGAUCACAAGCAAAGAACUGCCUGACUUCUUCCGCUAUAAUCUUCAACACAUUCCGAGAGCUAGAGCUAGAAGUACUAGAUUCGAUCUCGGACAUGUACCCAAACAUCUACACUAUAGGACCACUUCCUAUGCUCAACCGUCAUCUUCCAGCUGAAAGUCAAGUCAAGUCCAUGAGUACAAGCUUAUGGAAAGAAGACUCAACAUGUCUCCAAUGGCUCCACAAAAGAGAACCCAAUUCAGUUGUGUACGUGAACUAUGGAAGCAUCACAACAAUGACUGAAGACAAUUUCAGAGAAUUUGCUUGGGGACUUGCUAAUAGUAAACACUCGUUUGUGUGGAUAGUUAGGCCUGAUGUUAUAAUGGGUUCUAAUUCAGCCACUGUUUUGCCCGAAGAAUUUUUCGAGGAGAUUAAGGAUAGAGGGCUGCUGGCAAACUGGUGCCAACAAAAGGAAGUUUUGGAACAUUCUUCAGUUGGGGUUUUCUUAACCCAUUGUGGUUGGAACUCCACUGUGGAGACUGUGUGUGCUGGUGUGCCUGUGAUUUGCUGGCCUUUCUUUGCUGAUCAGCAAACCAACUGUCAUUUUGCUUGUAAAACAUUGGGUAUUGGGGUGGAAAUUAGCCCUGAUGUCAAAAGAGAGGAAGUCACUGGGCUUGUGAAGGAGAUGAUGGAAGGGGAGAAGGGGGAGAAAAUGAGGGAAAAGGCUUCGUAUUGGAAGAAGAAAGCAGCUGAAACUACUGACAUUGGUGGUGAUUCUUAUCAUGAUUUUGACAAAUUGAUUAAGAGUCUCGGCUUUGAUGGUAGGGACUAAAGAAGUAUUCGGAUUAGUGGUUUAGUUAUAAUGGACUGCCUUUAAUAAAAAGAAAUAUUCAAUGAUUUGAAUGUAUUAGUAUCACACAUGAUAUGUAAGCUGGUAGUGUAUGAUUUAUAUUAUCUGUAUUCGGGUUAGUGGUUUAGUUUCAAUGGACUGUCUUUAAUAAAAAGAUAUAUUCAAUGAUUUGAAUGUAUCAGUAUCACACAUGA